AGCUGUCACUCGUCCUGACAGCGAGCCGCAGCUCAGCGGUGUGCGGUACAAACACUGCCCUACAUCUCAUAGAGACUAGAGACCUUUAAUUCUGACCACACGAAACAUCACACCUCGUUUUGUACUGGGUUUUUUAUUUUUUUUUGCUUUGAAAUGCCCAACCUGCAUCAAAACAGCUCGCCCUGUCUUUUAAACGGCUAAUUAUUAGUCGCCAUUGGGCUGUCAAUGUUAUUAGGCGUAUUUCGGUUUGCUGUAGUGCGCGUCUGUUUAGAUUAUAUCUCUUUGUUUAGAUCAGUAUCGGCGGACGCUGCGUGAUUGUCUUUAUUAUAAGAACGCCUUGCGUGAAUUACAAUCGGAGGCGAGCCACUAGAGGACACGGACACGCGCAACCAUGUUUGAAACCAGAGGAAUUCCCUUUAUAUUGCUUGACAUCGCGUGCCUGAUACUUGCUGGGCUCCCACUUGCGGCAUUUAACCUGGGUAAAAUCAAACCUUAUCAGCGGGGCUUUUUCUGUAAUGAUGAGAGCAUCAGCUAUCCCUUCCACAGCAGCACAGUUACCUCAACUGUGCUUUACACAGUGGGCUUCACAGUUCCCAUAUGUAGUAUGAUCAUAGGGGAAAGCCUUUCAGUUUAUCUAAACCGCAUCAGAUCAAAGUCUUUCUGCAACAAAUACGUGGCCUGCAUCUAUAAGGCCGUCGGCACCUACGUGUUCGGUGCCGCCGUAAGCCAAUCGCUCACGGACAUCGCCAAAUACUCCAUCGGCCGGCUGCGGCCACACUUCCUGGACGUAUGCAAGCCGGACUGGACGAAGAUCAACUGUACGGGAGGGGCUUACAUUGAGGAUUUCGUCUGCACGGGGGAUGCAACCCUAGUCAAUGAGGCCAGGGUCUCGUUCUACUCCGGUCACUCCUCGUUCUCCAUGUACUGUAUGCUGUUCCUGGCACUCUAUCUUCAAGCAAGAAUGCAAGCCGAAUGGGCUCGGCUCCUACGACCCACGUUGCAGUUCUUCCUGAUCGCUGCAUCCAUUUAUACGGGACUGUCCCGCGUCUCAGACUACAAACAUCACUGGAGUGACGUCCUCAUAGGUCUCAUACAAGGAGCGAUCGUGGCUAUAUUAGUGGUGUUUUUCGUGUCAGACUUCUUCAAAAAGAAAGUGGAACAACGUAAGGAGGCCGAGAUCCCACACACCACCUUGCAAGAGACGCCUACCAACGGAAACCAUUACGACAGCCCGAGCUAAGCUGAAACCUGUGUCGCGUGACCCGAAGAAG
Messenger RNA from Paramisgurnus dabryanus, 1271 nucleotides. RefSeq names its product phospholipid phosphatase 1a (gene plpp1a). Gene Ontology annotation, biological process: phospholipid metabolic process; phospholipid dephosphorylation; signal transduction. Lineage: Eukaryota; Metazoa; Chordata; Actinopteri; Cypriniformes; Cobitidae. The record is from RefSeq and is a predicted model, not a curated record. Gene Ontology annotation, cellular component: plasma membrane. Gene Ontology annotation, molecular function: phosphatidate phosphatase activity.